Molecule: messenger RNA, 837 nt
Organism: Epithele typhae
Lineage: Eukaryota; Fungi; Basidiomycota; Agaricomycetes; Polyporales; Epitheliaceae
Product: P-loop containing nucleoside triphosphate hydrolase protein
Exons: 4
Coding region: 1-837 (278 amino acids)
Biological process (GO): vesicle-mediated transport; intracellular protein transport
Cellular component (GO): plasma membrane; cytoplasm
Molecular function (GO): GTP binding
Source: RefSeq, a predicted model, not a curated record
AUGGCCGAACCACACGUCAAACUCGAUGCUCCACUACCUGCCGAUGCCCUUACGCCUCAACUACGCAUCGUAGCAGCUCUCUUGCUUGCCGUCAUCCUGCUUGGCAUUACUGUUAUCUUUGCUCGUAGGAAGACUUCCGCUCGUGGAGACGCUCUGAUCCUUGCCGGUUGCUCAGAUGGAGGGAAGACCGCGAUCCUCUCUACGCUUGUCUACAAGCAAACUCUUCCCACACAUACCUCCAUGCAUACAAACGUUGCGCAAGUUACGCUUUCGGAGAAGAACAAGGCACUGCGUCUCAUCGACAUACCGGGACACCCUCGUAUCCGCGACCAGCUUUCGGAAUACAUGCCUCACGCCAAAGCUAUCGCAUUUGUCGUAGAUGCAAGCACAAUCUCGCGCAAUUGUCCUGCGGUUGCGGAGCAUCUGCACAUGAUCCUCCACGCUUUGACGUCCCUUCCCCCAUCUCGCGAAACCCCCUCUCUGAGUAUUCUCGCUCACAAAUGCGACCUUCUCAAAGCCACUGCGAGCGCGACGAGCGACCAGCUUGCCAUCAAUCGCGUGAAGACCAUCCUUGAACGUGAACUGGAGAAGCGCAGAGCCUCACAGGUGAACGUUGUAGGCAUCGAAAGUUUGGGCGCAGAGGAGUCUGAGUCGAAGAUGAGUGGGUUGGAAUGCUCUGGGAGUGGUGAGUUCAAGUUCGCGCAGUGGGAGGGCGGGGAGGUUGCAUUUUUUGGCACCUCGGUGAACGUUGGGAAGGCCGCUGCGGUGGCAGAUGAAAAACAUCCCGGGGGCGACGGCUUGUCACCCCUGCGCGAGUGGCUGGAAGACCUCGCGUAG